Molecule: messenger RNA, 1200 nt
Organism: Columba livia (rock pigeon)
Lineage: Eukaryota; Metazoa; Chordata; Aves; Columbiformes; Columbidae
Product: basic proline-rich protein-like
Exons: 1
Source: RefSeq, a predicted model, not a curated record
UAUGGGGGCAACAAAACCAACAGGUGCAGAAACCAGAAAGCAACAGCUGAACCAACUCCAACACAACAGGUGCAGAAACCCAGACACAAUGGGUGCACAAUCCAGCAACAAAAGAGGCACAAACCAAACACCAAAGGUGCAGACCCCCAAAGCACAGCCCCCCUAAGGACAGAACGGGUGCAGAACCCCACAAACGGGGACACACCGCGGCCCCCCAGGCCGAGCCGGAGCAGAAACCCCCGCGGCCAAACCCCCCGGCCCCACCAGCCCAGCGGGGCCAGCGGCUCUGGCCGGACCCCCCAGCGCCAACACCCCAACCCCCCCCAGCCCGGCCCGGCCCCGGCUCAGAACCGCGGGGCCCCCCCUGCACCCCCAGCAGCCUCCAGCCCCGGGGGAGCCCUGCCGGGGGACGGGACCGCCCUCCCCGGCCUGCAGCAGGACGAGGGGCGAAGCCCCGAGCACAGACCCGCUCCCCGAGCCCCCGGGACACUCACCGGGCACGUCCUCGCCGCCUCGGGGCCGUCGGGACCAAAGGGGCUCCGGUCCGAGCCCGGCUCCGCGCAGGGCCCAGAGCCGCCCCGCGGCCCCGCCGAGUGGAAGCCAGCUCCCCCGGCAGCAGCUGCCCCAGGCCCGGCAGAGCCCGCACCGGCACCCGCUCCCGCCGGCCCCCCUCCCGCCUCUGCGCGUGCGCCCGCCGGAGCGGCGCCCCCCGCCGGCCCGGGGGAGCUUUUGAAGCCUCGGGGGCCGCCCCGUCACGUGACCGCGGGCUCAGCUGCGCUGGCGGGGCGCGUCUGGGCGCGGCUUGGCUCCGCCCCUCUCGGCUCCGCCCCUCUCGGCUCCGCCCCUCUCGGCUCCGCCCCUCUCGGCUCCGCCCCUCUCGGCUCCGCCCCUCUCGGCUCCGCCCCUCUCGGCUCCGCCCCUCUCGGCUCCGCCCCUCUCGGCUCCGCCCCUCUCGGCUCCGCCCCUCUCUCCCGCACAGUCUCGCCGCCUGGCGGACACAGCGCGGCACUGCAGAGCGCAGCGCCACCUGGUGGUCUUUGGGCGGCACUGCAGCCCCCGGUAGCGAUGACACCUUCCCGUGUCCCAUUCACCUGGCGGCGAGAACCCGGGUCCCCGCAUCGGGGAGGGGGGGGCAAGGUGUCUGGGAACAGUCGCUGGUGUGGGAUGGCCCGGGUGACCUCAGGGCACGGCUCGGCCUGA